CCGCUCUCCCCGAGCUCGCGCAGGGCGAUGGCUUGGGCCUCUGCAGUCCAGCUGGUCCCAUCGACCCUGCACCCAGUAGAUUCUCGGCUGUCGUUGAUGAGCGAUGAGCCGACGAAGUGAGAGUGGCUUACCUUCUUUCAUGCACUCGCCAGACGCACUUUGGGCUCCUCCGGUGCCCCAGGCUUCGGGCUAGGAAGCCCCACCUCGGAGCCUCAGCGCCCCGCUAGACAAAUGGCACAUGGUGGCGGGUCCGCGAAAAACCCAGUGCUGGGCGUCAGAACAAAACGGAAUAGAGCAGCCGGCACUGGGAGUUGUUAGAGGCAGAGAUCAGAUAAGGGUAGGCAGCGAAAUGCGCGAGGCUUCUUUCUUUGUAUCUCCUCCCGACUCUCCUGCCUCUGGCCUGCUUCCUUCCUGUAGGGAGUACCUGACCGGCUUCCACAAGCGCAAAGUGGAGCGGAAGAAAGCAGCUAUCGAGGAGAUUAAGCAGCGACUGAAAAAGGAGCAGAAGAAGCUCCGGGAGGAGCGCCACCAGGAAUACUUGAAGAUGCUGGCAGAGAGAGAGGAGGCGCUGGAGGAGGCAGAUGAGCUAGACCGGCUGGUGACGGCAAAGACAGAGUCUGUGCAGUAUGACCACCCCAACCACACAGUCACUGUGACCACUAUCAGUGACCUGGACCUCUCUGGAGCCCGACUGCUCGGAUUACCCCUGCCCGAGCCAGGAGUCGGGGAUGGGUCCAAGGAGGAGACGUCGUCUAUGGAGAAACCAACCAGAGCUUUACCCAGGAAGUCCAAAGACCCCCUGCUGUCUCAGCGGAUCUCCUCCCUCACAGCGUCGCUGCACGCCCACAGCCGGAAAAAGGUCAAGAGGAAACGUCCCCGACGAGCACAGGACUCCACCAAGAAGCCCCCGAGUGCCACUCGUACCAGCAAGACCCAGCGCCGCCGGCUGACAGGCAAGGCCCGGCACAGUGGAGAGUGACCCAAGGACACAGCGCCCCAGCCCGGGGUGCAGGGCCUUGUCCUGCCCCAGUACGGUCAUCCUGUAACCUGUAACCUGCGCACUGGGCAGUGAUUCCACAGCCAAGCUUGGGAACUGGGACUUCUCAGGUCUGGGACUGGCCUUGUCCUUAACUGAGGACACUCUGGGCCUUGAACCCCAGGAGCAGGCAGGGCCAGGCCGGGUGUCUUCCCAAAUGUACCCCUGCCUGGAGCUUAUCAGAUCUGUGAAACUCCA
Sciurus carolinensis (gray squirrel) is the source of this 1234-nucleotide messenger RNA. It is a transcript of the gene Nol12, whose product is annotated as nucleolar protein 12. The record is from RefSeq and is a predicted model, not a curated record. Gene Ontology annotation, molecular function: RNA binding. Gene Ontology annotation, cellular component: nucleolus. Lineage: Eukaryota; Metazoa; Chordata; Mammalia; Rodentia; Sciuridae. The transcript has 6 exons. The coding region runs from base 239 to 979 and encodes 246 amino acids.